CGAGUCAGGAUUUCUUUUUAACUGGGCGCAUUGGGGGCUUUAUUUGGAGAACAAUACUGUAUGAGCCCGCGGUACAAACCGUAAUCUACACUCGUCCACUCGUCCUGUAGAAACUCGAAAUGGCGGAUUCAGCUAAUUUAUCAAAAUCAGCCUUGAAGAACAAGAAAAGGGCAGAGAAACGAUCAAAAGCUCGAAUAGAACAGAUUAAAGAAAAUGGUGGCAUUCUAGAAGAAAUGCAAAUGAAGGAUCCGGUUGAUCUUUUGAGAGAACAACUGCAGGAAGCAAAGAACAACAAGGAUCAUAAACUUGCAGCCAGGUUACGUCAACAGUUGUGGAUAGCCCAGGACAGUGCAGCUGGUGUCAGCAUGAAGGAGUUUGAGAUGCUAGGAGCUGAUACUUCAACGUGCUUUGAAACAAAAUUUGUCCAAGAAACAAAAUCGGUUUCUGAAUCACCGCCUUCAGUCUUAGAAGCCAGCGGUCUUACCCCCACAGAGAAAAGACUACGAACUCUGAAGAAAAAACUGCAGCAAAUCGAAUCAAUAAAAGAAAAAAGAGAAAAGGGAGAGGUUUUGGAGACAACACAGCUCGACAAGAUCGCAAAAGAACAAGAAAUUCUUGACGAACUCAGAGAAAUUGAUUCGCUUUUGACAGGUAGCUAGUGAAACUCGCAUAGUUAUUCAUAGACUUUGAAUAAAUAUUUUAUUGAUUAUAAAUUGAAUAAUUCUAUCAAAUCGUACUCUUGACUCGUGGCUAAUAUUGCGGUUGAAAUAAGAAGCUGGGAAGCUCUGUUUUUGCUACGUUUUUUCGACUGGCGUGUUAUGCAUGAACUGAGAAUUUUUUUACUGAUCAUCACUUGAGGCCUUUUUACCCAACUACUCAUCGAGAGAUUUUUUUCGUGAGGGGAGGGGGGGAGAAGUGGUCUACUUGAGAUAAGUUUUUUUCAAUGGGGAAGUGGGUGUGGGGGCAGUUGUGGCGUUGCACGAGGUAAUUGUACUAAACCGUUACUUAACCUCACUCGUGCAUCAAGUAAGGCUUAAAACUAAGGGAAAGUGACGAUAAAAUCGACACACAAUGAAGCAGAAAAACAAACAGAUCUCACAUGUCCUCUGUAAAGUUUUUUAAAUGUCUCCUCAUUUUUUCGGUUUAAUCAAAUAAAAUGUGGUGAUCGAUUGUUUUUUCCGUCUGGUUGUUAAAAGCUACUCGAGUUUAAUACUGUUUACGUGUAACCAACACUACAAAUAGAACGUAAGUAGAUUAGUAGAAGAGGUAGUACUUUGAAAAGCGGUAUCAGUCUCAAUGUUUGUCUAUUGCCUCUUUGUUGUCGCGUAUGAUUGUGGAAGAUGCACAGAAGCUUUGAUUGUCUGCUUGCCUGUAAAGUAUCUUACAGUGAAGGAAACGGCAAUUAUUUUGCAACCAAUCAAUUGUACGACAGUAAGUUUGGCUUUCAUAAGUGAAUAUAACAUUGUACAGAAUUGUUGAAGUACAUUGUCAAGAUUUUUUUAUCGUAAAGCUCUUCUGAUCUUUCUGGCAUUUAAAAAUGUAAAGUCCUUAUCAAACUUAACAUAGCCUUUCUGGUUAGUGGAGACAGAAACAUGAAAAAUAAAAUCGUGGUUUGUCUUUUUCCUUAAUUCUGUUAGCUACGAGCCUUACUUUGUGGCGCAAAUUUUAUAUCUAUUUACUUUUCAUCGCAGACUCAUGAGGUCCUGCCUCUUGCUGGAGUUAAGAGGUCAACGUUUUGUUACAGGGAAACAUUCAUAAAUACAUAUUACGGUAUAGUUUGAAAUAUAACACGCACGAAUAUUUUGCUAUUUUAAGAUAGGGACGAUGGACAAAAUGUCCGCGCAUGCUUGAUGUUAAACCAUUUUGGCUUCUAGUUUUCGAUACACAUUUUGCAUGAGGUGCAUGAAAAAGAUGAAAGAAACAUAAUCCAAACUAUUUAAUUGUCCGUCAUGAUGAAACAAAUAUGUUUCAGGAAGAGUUCGGCGCUUAAUGAGUUAGUCAGUCGGCGUCUAAAGGAUCUAAGCAAGUCAAAUUUUUUAAUCGUUUCCUUUGAGUUUGGGCAUUCUGUUUCUUUGCUUACCUUCCGUGUUUUUUCCCUGUUCGGUAGUGUAUCAUCGGCUUAUACUUUGCGUGUUCUCCUGUCCUAAUAUGGAAAAAUGGCGCAUUAGUGGAAUAAUAAUAUGAAAAUAAUGUAUUACUCAUAAAGACGCAGUUGUCUUGUUCUUUUA
Messenger RNA from Pocillopora damicornis (cauliflower coral), 2228 nucleotides. RefSeq lists its product as uncharacterized. Lineage: Eukaryota; Metazoa; Cnidaria; Anthozoa; Scleractinia; Pocilloporidae. The record is from RefSeq and is a predicted model, not a curated record.